Molecule: messenger RNA, 5319 nt
Organism: Symbiodinium necroappetens
Lineage: Eukaryota; Dinophyceae; Suessiales; Symbiodiniaceae
Source: the annotation of a GenBank genome assembly
AUGGCAGUGUUCCACCUCGUGAUGAUCACAACUGGGCGGGCACAAGUCGUGCAGCGGGUGAUACAUGGCAGCAGUGGAGUGAUGGAUGGCAAUCUCGCCGAUGGGAUCACUCUUGGGGUGGCGACAGGUGGAGCUGGAACGAUUCUGGGUGGGCUCAGAAUGGCGGCUCUUGGCCUGUCCGUGAUAGGUCCAGACAGGGACUCCAAGGAAUCCUCCUUGGACCAAUGGGCUCGACGAGCUUCCCUCGAUGACUCGAGGGGCCUUCCGGAUGGAACUUGGCCUGAUGGAUGGGGGCCUUCUACAGAAGGCCAGGGGCGAGCCGAGCGUCCAAAGAGGGAAGAGGGCAGCCGAGGACCCUCAGAGAAGAUGGUGGUCCCCACCUUUUCGGGGACGACGCCUGGCAAUGGCGAUGAUCUGGGCACAUCUGCCCGCUCCUACUUGCGCCAGGUGGCCGCUUGGCGGAGGAUGACCCGUAUGAGCGAAGAUCAGCAGGCCUUGACUCUGUACCAGAACCUUACAGAUCGAGCUUGGAUUGAUGCAGAGCGUCUGGACAUGGACAGGCUUGCAACGAAGCAGGGAGUAGACUACCUCAUCGAGUGGGUGAAGGACAGAUACCUAGAUGUGCAAGUGACGCAGAUCGGGCGCAGCUUGUCUGGGUUUUUUCGAGGGCUACAUCGCAAAGCGCACCAGACAGUGCGCGACUACCUUGCGGAGUUCGACCGCGCCCAUGCAAGGUUGACUGAAGUCGGUUGUGUACUACCAGAUGUUGCAGCAGCAUGGGUGUUUGUGGACCGUAUGGGCCUUGAAGAGCAGGCCGAACUCAAUCUCCUGGCGUCGGUGGGUAACCAGUACAGUCUUAAAGCCCUUCAACAAGCAGCUAUAGUGCAUGACAGGGGUCUUCGGAAGCCUUGGGAACAACAACCACGCAAUCCCAAAAAGGAGUGGACCCCCCGAAAGCCCUUCACUGCGAACCUCGCCGGCAUCGAUGAAGGCGAGGAGCUUGGAGACGACAACGGCUUCGACCCCAGCGACCAGGAGGAUUGCGUCAGCGAAGAAGUGGCCCAGGACCUUUUCCAGGCUUUCAUGACUCACGAAUCCGCGAAACAACGUUAUCGUGAAAAUGCAAAGCUUCGGGGCAGUGAUCCUGACAGCCUCAAGCAGUUGGCCAAUGACAAGUUGAAAGCAGCUAAGGCGAAGUCGUUUUGUGCUGGAUGCAAAAGGCGCGGGCAUUGGCACAAAGACGCGAUCUGCCCCCUGAACAGGGGAGGUCCCGAGGCCACUGGUGGCGCGGCCGACCGGGAGAAGUCGAGUGCUACCACGGCGGCGGCCACAGCGACCUCAGCAAGGACUCAGAGCGGCAUGACUGUGAGCAGCCAGUAUCCAUGCCAUGUGGUUCAUGUGACUUGGGAGAUCGAGGGCUACAGGAAUAAGGACCUGCUGGCCAUUACGGACACGGCGUGCUCGCGCUCCGUUGCAGGAGCGGCGUGGGUGGACACCUACUUGAUCGAGGCUCGCAGGCUCGGGUGUGAUCCUCAAUUCACCUCGUGUCGGGAGGCCUUUAAGUUCGGUGCUUCCAAAAUCUUCGUCGCCAGCUACGGGAUCAUUCUUGGGUUUGAGAUGGGUGGCUUCAAGGUGGCAUUGAAGGUCGCGGUCGUGAAUGGGGAUGUUCCUUUGCUCGUAUCCAGAAGUGCACUCGGGAAGAUGGGAAUGCUUCUGGACGUGGCGGAGAAUCGGGCUUCCUUCAAGGCUUUGGCCGUCGAGGACCUCUUGCUCGAGACCACCGAGACAGGACACCCGGCUUUUCAGAUCAAGCCUUCACCGCUCCCCAAAGCCGUUGUACAGGGCCCAAACUGGGACACUGCAGAGAUCAAGAUCUUUUCGCAGGCUGAGCAAUACACGGGUCCGCCAGGGGUCAUGGGUGUUCUACACGGUGAUGGCGAUGCUGCUGGUGAUGCUUCAUCCUCUCCGAGAUCCGAGAAGUGUAUGACUAACUGGAUGGUGUCCGUGCAUGGUGACGACGUGGAUGGUGAUGGAGUCCUACCACAUGGAGAAUUCCCGGCUGUGCAUGGUCUUUGGAGUGAGCGUGCCACCCUUUGCACAACGAUGGCCAAGAGAUCGGACCUCUACACGGCACCGAUGGUGAUGCGAACCAAGACGCUGUCCGAGUUCAACAAGGCCGAGCUUCUGGAGGAGGCGAAGGCCAGGAACCUCUGGGUGAACGACCGUUGGUCGACCGUGGAGCUGCGAUCGGCAAUCCAAGAGGAUCGCCGCAAUCCGUCCCCCAACGACCCGGCGAAUGCGACGAAGGGCAUGGCGUCGAUGACACUCGACCAGCUCAAGACCCGUGCCAUGGAGCUGGGAUACCAUCUUCCCCCGCACGGCACCCGCGGCACGAUCAUGCGGAUCUUGAGGGACCAAGGGGGAAUGAGUUCGCAGUCCAUUCUGGGCUUCGGACGGUUCGCGGGGAAGGCCUUCGAGGACACACCAGUGAGCUAUCGAACGUGGGCUUUGCGCGAGGUGGAGAACAACGACAACCCGUCCGAGGACCUGGUGAUGUUCGCGAACUGGUGGCAGGGACAGCUCCACAAGUGGAACGACAAGGUACCGGAGAAGCCCCCGGUGGACCGUUUCGAUGCGGAGGUGUGCGCGACGAUUCCCUACGUGGAGGACGCAAGCUCGACGGCAUCUUGGGACGUGCUACAGCGGGAAUCGCUGGCGGCACCUAUGACUCCCCAGCCCAAGGCCAAGAGCGGAGGCUACUCAGCGCAAGCACCACGGACACCGCCAACGAGACGCCCAGCCGAGGAGCCGGCGAUGCCUACCACCGCGAGGAUGGAGCAGGAGAUCCCACCGGAGGUCGACGAGGAGGUUCGCUUCUUGGAGGAGGUGAAAGGUGGACACCACGAAGGCUCUGAAGGCGAAGUACAAGAUCAAGGUGUGUCCUACUACCUCGAGGGCGCCGAUGACGACACCGACGCUGAUGACGAGGGCAACUACGACGACUUCCUCGACUACCUUGGAUUCGACGACGCGGUGGUGUCGUAUGUGGCGGAGGAGAAGGACGGUGGAGUCGAUAUAAACCUUGGAGGCAGUGGGGACGUAGUCCAACGUGAGACCCCCGAGGUACGAGGUCGCCAUGGACGUGUUCAAGCUUGCGAGGCGGCGGCGAAGGCAAAGCUCGAGAAGAAGGAAUACACCUAUGAGGACCUCUUGGAGAUCGCCAGACUUCUUCCGCUACGCAAACUUCGAAAGGGGAAGGCGCUCUGCCGCAGCGGGGGCUGCAGCUUCGAGUACCUCUUGGGCGGCAUGUACACCCAUGGAAGCAUGAAGGGCCUUUCGAGGCAGAGUGCUGAGAUGCCGUGGGUGGUGAAGUACAUGAACUCCUUCAUGAAGGCCCAAGGGCAUGGACAGUGGAGCUCCUUUGUCCUUUUCAAGAAUGCGGCGACGAGUGUUCAUGCGGAUUCACACAAUUUGGCCGGGACAACAAUCAAGACUGUUUCCUUCGGGCCCUUCACCGGAGGCGAACUUUGGAUGAGCGACCCUAAUCGAGACCCGAGCAUCCCAGGCACCGUGUGGAGGAAAGACACUGGCGGGAACGAGAUCCCGGGCUACCUCGUGAACACCAAGCACCAAGUCUACACCUUCGAUGGAAAGGCAAAGCACGCUACCCAGCCUUGGGUCGGGGAGCGAUGGGCCCUGUCGCUCUACACUACGCGGGGAUAUCAGGAAAGUACGGCCACCCUCAGGGAUCAACUUCGAGAACUUCGUUUUCCCCUACGUGGACUUCCUCUUCUUCCUGAAGCCCACGGCCAGGCCCCAGGCAGGUUCGUACGACCUGUGAAGAGUAUGCGAAAGAGUUUGUGGAAGAAGGCGAGCAGGUUGGCAGCCCUGACUACUUGGUGUGCUACGGCGGGACUGUCUUGCGCCGCCGAAGCUUUUCCUCUGACGAGGGGAAGGGAGGCUGUGGCUUUGUAUGAGAUCGGUGGAGUUGAAAAGACACUUGAGGUGACCAGUUUGGAUUACCUCGUGGCGGAGCCCCUCGACAACCUCUACAACUUCUCGGCUUCGUCGGUCUGCGAGACCGUCCAAAGUACGAUCCGCGAGUUCACCGCCGCCGUGGUGUGGAUUCACGGUGAUAAGGCCACCGGCUACCUGGACGGCAUCUACGACUACUUGUGUGAACACGUUGACAAGGGACGGCAGCUUGCAGUUAAAGCACCACCCGGAGAUCCCUGUUGGGAGUCCCCCGGACUCAACAAGAUCUUGAGACGCUAUGAAGGAGCAUGGUGCUACAGAGAACAAGAACCAGACGUGCUCCGCGUGAACGACCUCUUCUGCCACCACGACAACGCGACCGACGGCCACGUGAUCUCGCAGUUCAAUGCCUACGUCGCCGACCACACAACCGGCGGAGCUGAAGGAGAAAGUGAAGGUCUGCCCAUCAAAUCGGGAGCCGAAGCGAUCUCCUUCGAAAAGGGGAAGAACCUGGCGCCCGAGGUCAAGUCAUCUCUUCGAAGGCUCCACCAGAACUUGGGACAUCCGUCCAACAUUGACCUGGCGCGCCAUUUACGAUUGGCUGGGGCUGACCCUGUGGUGAUCGAUGCCUGUAAGAGGAUUCGCUGUCAAGUUUGCCAGAGGAACAAGAGGGGUAGCACCCCGAAGCCUGCCUCUUUGCCUACUUUGCUUGAGUUCAAUCAGGUGGUUGCCGUGGACGCGUUCUACGUCUACGACUGCGAGGGCACCAAGGUCGAAUUGAUGAUGGCCAUCGAUGUGGGGACAGGUUUCGCGCUCGCUGGAGAACUUCAAGGGCAUUCUACCCUAACUAUGGAAGCGACUUUCUGUUCUUUGUGGAGCAACACCUUUGGAGCACCAGGCACUCUCGUGGUGGACUUGGAAUCGGGCCUACAAGCAGGCCUAGGGCGUUAUAGCGAAUGGCAUGGUACCUUCAUCCGGCCCAUCGCAGGGCAGGCCCACUGGCAGAACGGUACAGUUGAACGAGCAAUUCGGACUUGGAAAGAGGUUUGGGUCAAGCUUGUGGACGAGAGGUCAGCCAACGCCGAUGAAGCAAACAUGGUGAUCACGGCGGUCAACAGUGCUAUGAACACCCUACGACGCGAAUCGGGAUUCAGCCCAUCCCAAGCGGUGUGGGGAAGAGACCCGAAACUCCCCGACGAUAUCCACCACUCCUUCCAGGACGACCACGUGGAACACAUCAUCAGCCACGACCGCCAACGAGCCCGGGAGCACACUUUGCGGAUAGCUGCCAAGGAGUGCUACUACAGGCUGACUUUCAAAGAGAGCAGACAGAACUUUGUAUAG